AUGCAGAACCACCACGAGAGCCCCCGAAGACCCUCGUUCGGAUCAGCCUCCUCGGAGCAGUCCAGACACAACACCUCGUGGUCGUGGGCACGACCGAGCCUGAACCUCCACCGGAGAAGCUCAGACUCGCCGGUUGAGCUCGACUGGAGUCCUCCACUAUCACACCUCGGUGCUGGUGCUGAGCAGCUUCCCGACCUCGACCUCGACCUCGAUGACCUGUCAUACCCACGCAUGGCACUGCAGGACGAUGCAGAUCAUUGGACCAACUUGGACCCAGCAUUCGAUCCGGUUCCUGCUUUCGCGGCUGUUUCUUCAUUAGAUGUAGAAGGACAAGGCCGGCCAGAGGAUACACCUGCCGGCGGUCGUCUGAAGUCCAACGACACUGUCCCUGUCUUCUCGUUCUCUCAGCCAGCAAGCUUGAUAGAUCAUCUGAUCACCAUCUUCUUUGCUGAAAUCCAUGGCCUCUUGCCGAUUUUUGAACGUUCGCGCCUGGAGUCUUCUUUACAGUUGCAACUGCCAGGAGGGACCAAUGACAAUGACCAGGACAAUCGCUACCACAAUCUCAGCUUCGAGGCUGCUUUCGUGCUGAACGGCAUGUUGUCUCUUGCUGCGAGGUUCUCCAAUUCGCCUUUCUUUACCGGACAAAUGGCUCGAGACCGGGGCGAGAUUUUCGCCCAACAGGCCCGAGAACUAUACGAAAAAUUUGCCCUGGAAAAGAACAAGAACAACCUGACCCCCAACCUGACCUACCUCCAAGGGUGCAUUCUACUGGCCUUUUACAGCAUGACUUCGGUUCCCGAAUCAUUCGCCUGGUUGUUGACAGGCACCUGUAUCCGCCUCGCAUAUGACCUCGAACUUCAUCGAACGGAUGCCGAGGCCAUGGCGAGACAAAGCUUGGGACUGGAACCAUGGACGUCGGCCGAAGACUGGGCGUCAAAAGAAGAGAGACGCCGAGCCUGGUGGUCAGUGUGGGAGCUGGACAGUUUUGUGUCGACCCUCUCGUGCCGGCCAUAUGCGAUUGACCAGGGUCAAAUGCACGUCUUCCUUCCAGCACCGGACACCAACUGGGGCUCGAAAACACCCAUUGCCUCGGCCGCUUUCAAUCCGGAUAUAUCUGUCAUGUGGAAGUGUCUCCAAGCCUGCGGUGGCUCCGUCUCCAACGAGCGAGCUUGGUUCCUCGUCGCCAAAGCUCUGAUGCUCCAAGCUCACACCAUGUUUCGGAACCCUACCGCUUCCGAGACCGCCAUCGACGACUUGGAAACCGCUUUGAGCUGUUUACGUCUGGUUCUCCCGGAGGCGUUUGACCUGGAUUCAGGAGUGACGGUGACCCGCUUUGACCAAGACAACGUCUCUGCGGUAAACUGGGUCAUCCACACUCAUAUCCUCCUUCAAAGGUUUGUCCUGUCCCGACCUUCACCUCGACCUCCACAUUGCAGACUAGACUGGACUGGUGAACGAGGCUGA
Molecule: messenger RNA, 1464 nt
Organism: Capronia epimyces CBS 606.96
Lineage: Eukaryota; Fungi; Ascomycota; Eurotiomycetes; Chaetothyriales; Herpotrichiellaceae
Exons: 2
Coding region: 1-1464 (487 amino acids)
Biological process (GO): DNA-templated transcription
Cellular component (GO): nucleus
Molecular function (GO): zinc ion binding; DNA binding
Source: RefSeq, a predicted model, not a curated record